Molecule: messenger RNA, 2044 nt
Organism: Toxotes jaculatrix (banded archerfish)
Lineage: Eukaryota; Metazoa; Chordata; Actinopteri; Toxotidae
Gene: dnajc3a
Product: DnaJ (Hsp40) homolog, subfamily C, member 3a
Exons: 12
Coding region: 127-1638 (503 amino acids)
Biological process (GO): protein folding in endoplasmic reticulum
Cellular component (GO): endoplasmic reticulum
Molecular function (GO): protein-folding chaperone binding; misfolded protein binding
Source: RefSeq, a predicted model, not a curated record
CUGUGACUGGGAAAAGAGAAGCAAAGCUGAUAAACGCUCAACUCAUGGGACUUUUGGGAGUUUCAGCCAAGCACUAGUUAAAAUAACAUCGGCUGAAGGUUGCGGUCGUUAUAUCCAAAUUUAACCAUGGUUUCCAUUGACCAUGUGGCUCACAAAAUACUGACUUACAUCCCAUAUGUCCUUGUUUUGAUUGACAUGAGAUAUGAAGGAGUGAAAUGCGGUAGAGAUGGGAGUGUGGACAAUCAUAUGGAGAUGGGGAAGAAACUGCUCGCUGCUGGCCAGCUAGCCGAUGCCCUCUCUCAUUUCCAUGCUGCCGUAGACGGAGAUCCCAAGAACUACAUGGCCUACUACAGGAGAGCCACAGUGUUUCUAGCUAUGGGGAAGUCAAAGUCUGCACUGCCAGAUUUGAGCAGAGUCAUUGAGCUCAAACCAGAUUUCACAUUUGCAAGACUGCAGAGAGGAAAUCUCCUUCUGAAGCAGGGGAGACUCGAUGAAGCAGAGAGUGACUUCAAGAAGGUGCUGAAGUCCAACCCCAGUGAGAAAGAAGAGAAAGAAGCCCAGAGUCAGCUGACAAAGUCAGAUGAAAUUCAGCGGCUGGUGGCCCAGGCACACAGCAGCUUCAACAGCCAGGAUUAUGUAACAGCUGCUGCCCAGCUUGACACUAUCAUUGAGACCUGCGUUUGGGAUGUGACUUCUCGAGAGAUGCGAGCUGAAUGUUUCAUCCAAAUGGGAGAGAUGGGCAAAGCCAUCAGCGACCUUAAAGCUGCAUCCAAGUUAAAGAAUGACAACACUCAGGCUUUCUACAAACUCAGCACCAUCUACUAUAACCUCGGAGACCAUGAGAUGUCCCUCAAUGAAGUGCGCGAGUGCCUGAAGCUGGAUCCUGAUCACAAGCAGUGUUACAGCCAUUACAAGCAGGUCAAGAAACUCAACAAACAGAUCCAGUCUGCAGAGGAACUCAUCCAAGAGCAGAGGUAUGAAGAAGCAGUGAGCAAAUAUGAGGCGGUGAUGAAGACUGAUCCCAAAGUGCACCACUACUCUCUUCUUGCCAAGGAGCGCAUCUGCCAUGCGCUGGCACAGAGCCAGGAGGCUAGCAGGGCCAUCCCAGUGUGUAGUGAAGUCCUUCAGUCGGACCCAGAGAACGUGAACGUUCUGAAGGACAGAGCUGAGGCCUACGUCCAAGAGGAACAGUAUGAGGAAGCUAUUAAGGACUAUGAGACUGCUGCCAAACACAGUGAGAAUGACCGUCAGAUAAAAGAAGGCCUGGAGAGAGCUCAGCGACUUCUCAAACAGUCUCAGAAGAGAGAUUAUUAUAAGAUCCUGGGAGUGAAGAGAACUGCCCAGAAAAAGGAGAUUAUCAGGGCCUACAGGAAACUGGCACAACAGUGGCAUCCGGACAACUUCCAGGAUCCAGAGGAAAAGAAGAAGGCUGAGAAGAAGUUCAUAGACAUCGCUCAGGCUAAAGAGGUUCUCACCGACCCAGAGAUGAGAACCAAAUUUGACCACGGGGAGGAUCCCAUGGAUCCAGAAAGCCAGCAGGGACACCAUCAUCAUCACUUCCAUGGAGGUUUCCACGGAUUCCAGGGUUUCAAUCCAUUUGGUUCUGGACCCUUUAACUUUAAAUUCAACUUCAAUUGAGGAGGGCUCAUAUCCAGCACCACUGGAGUGGAUUUUUGUAUUUUCCUCCCUAUUUAAAAGGGAGAUCACUGGCAUAAGGGAUUCCAGUGCACAAGUCUUACAAAAAAGGAGCACAUUGUGACUUUAAUUCAGUGACCUUAAUUAAAGACGCAUCUUUGUUGUUGAAUAAUACAACUUCAGAUUCCUUUUGGGGAAGGACUGUUGCUAUGCUAACAAAUAUCUGCCACGUGUGAAGCAGCUUUUAUCUGUCAGGAAAUAAGUGGUUAAUUCUACAUCCUUUCCAUGUAUUGUACACUCUACAAUUCACAUCCAUUCAAAAGAUUCAGUUUGUACAUAGGUACAGUGCUAUUUUUAUAUGAAUGGAGUUUUUCUGAAGUGUAAAUAAAGAGCUAUUUAUGUAUAUUAA